Messenger RNA from Hyposmocoma kahamanoa, 4354 nucleotides. Its product is annotated as round spermatid basic protein 1-like. The coding region runs from base 1 to 2835 and encodes 944 amino acids. NCBI's taxonomy places the organism in Eukaryota, Metazoa, Arthropoda, Insecta, Lepidoptera, Cosmopterigidae. The record is from RefSeq and is a predicted model, not a curated record. Gene Ontology annotation, cellular component: nucleus. The transcript is spliced from 12 exons.
AUGGCGUCUAACGGAGCCACAGAAUCCCAUGUAAAAGUUAGUGAAAAUCGAGAUUUCGCUGAUGAUUAUAGUGCUUCGAAUGGCGAGGGAGACGCCGGCGAGGGCACUAAACGUCGCCGCGUGACUCAUGACUAUCGAAAACUGUCGAAAUUGGGAUAUGAUCCAAGUGUGUCAACCAAUUUGAAACAUGGGCAAUCCCUUGAACUAAAAGGCAAAAAACGCAAACUUAGUGAUGACACAAAAGACGUCUGCGUUUGGGGUGAGAACCCACGGCCAAACAAACUAAGUAAGAUAUGGCCUGUGUUUGACUCUGGAGGGUAUGGAGAUGCAGCAAUAUUAAACUUGCAAGUUUUGCAAAAGUCUCCGAUCGUGAAAAACCCACUGUUAUUUAAUUAUCCUGAUAAAGACUAUGGUAUUGUUGAUAUAUAUCAAGAGCCCUUGAAAACUGACUGGUUUGGCGGAAUAAACGCUUCAUGGAAGCAAACAUAUAUGUCCAAGACCAUACCAAACGAUGACAUGACAAAGAGAAUAUACUCAUCAGUCUCAAAACAGUUACAAAUAAUCAAUUCUCACUUCCAACGAUCAAUGUUCAAGUAUAAGUACCCAAGAGUGACACGGUCCAACAUUUUACUGGAGAGUUCAAAUCCACUGCGACCAGCAACACAAUUGAGUCUCGCAAUGAAGGCUAUAAGGUUCCAGCCUACACCUCAAAGGGAGUUACCGUGUUAUGGAAAUUUGGAGUUACCAUUGAAGAUUAAACAAGAGAGAGAUUCACCGGUUUAUAAACCUAUGAGGGGUAUAAGGGAAGCAGAGCCUGUUCAGGUUAAAACAGAAAGCGAUAUCAAAAUUGAGAGGGAAAAGGAAAAAGAGAAGGAGAGAUCUCAUUCAUCAUCUCGUCACCAUUCGUCAUCAUCAUCUUCCUGCCACCAUUGCCGCCGCCGUGCGCGCAUCAAGCGCUGCUCCAUCGGCGUGCAAUGUCGCCGAGACAGAGUCGGGUUGCCGUCAACUGAGAUGUGGGGCCCUCUUGCUGAGAACCCUGAAGUCAAGGGCCUUAAAUAUCACAGACUAAUGCGAGUGGAGACGCACCCGAAUGGCGGCGCGAGUGUAGUGUACCUGCACCAGCGCGACGUGGACAUGCUCAAUGCCGUUCAGCAAGAGGCCUUGGCCAAGGAGUUCCUCAAGCUGGUGUUCUCUGAGGACAGCGAGGGUUGGGCUCACUUCGUAUGCGGCGUGGUCCGCGGUGCUGCAGCGCCUUUUCCCUGCCUGCUGCAGUACUUGUCUGACACGCACCCCAACCUGCCUGUAAAGGCUGGAGUGCUGGCCAGAGCGUCUGAUAUCGAGACAACUACCAUCAGCCGGUAUUAUCAACAGGUGCAAUCAUCAUACGCAGCAGGCACGUUCCGCUCGGGCCCUCUUCACCAGAUUUCGCUGGUCGGCACGGUUCAUGAGGAAGUAGGGGGCUACUUCCCGGAUAUGCUAAACAUGCUUUCUGAGUGCCCCUUUCUGAACGUGACAAUGCCGUGGGGCUCGAUGUCCGCUGUGGAUAUGGACCCGCAGGAGUCCAACGACGGGCCCAUCCUGUGGAUCCGGCCGGGCGAACAGCUGGUGCCCACGGCCGAGCUCGGCAAGAGUCCUAUCAAGAAGAGGCGGACGGGCAUAAAUGAGCUACGCAACCUGCAGUACCUACCGCGGUACAGCGAAGCCCGGGAGUUCCUCUUCGAAGACAGGACUCGAGCUCACGCCGACCACGUCGGUCAUGGUUUGGACAGAAUCACCACUGCCGCUGUUGGAGUGUUGAAGGCGAUACAUUGCGGCGACGAGUCGGACCGCGGUCGCAUCACCAAGGACGUCGUGGCUUUUCACGCGGCAGACUUCAACAAGCUCGUUGUACUCCUGCAGCUUGACCUUUAUGAACCGCCCAUUUCGCAGUGCGUCACAUGGCUAGAAGAAGCGAAGCUGAACCAACUUCGCCGCGAAGGUGUGCGCUAUUCGCGCCUGCCGCUGUGCUCGGACGACGUCUACUUCCUGCCCAGAAAUAUCAUACACCAGUUCCGCACGGUUUCUGCUGUCACUUCUGUUGCGUGGCACCUGCGCCUGAAGCAGUACUACCCGUCGUCGUCGUCGUCGUCGCCGGUUGAGGAGUGCGCGCCCGUGCCCGCGCCCGCCGCGGUGCCGGCGCCCGCGCCGCCGCCCGCCGCCGACCUCGCCGCGCACGAAGACAAGAAAUCAAAACACAAGGCAGGCGUCAUAGAAAUGAGAGCGUUGAGCGCGAAGUUCAACCAGCCAGACUUAAAGAUAGACGAAAACAGAAAAAGUACAGAGACUCAGACUAAAACAGAGAAAUCAGAAGACAAGAAAGACAAAAAACCGGACAUGAAAUCAGAUAAAGACAUUAAAACCGACAGAACAGAAACUAAAUCAGAGAAAGUCGAAGUUACAAAAGAAUUAAAAGUUGACAAAUUAGAUUCAAAAACGGAUAAUAAAACUGACAGAUCAGAAUCAAAGCCAGAGAAAUUAGAAAAUAGAACAGAAAAAGAGCGAGCUGACAAAAAUUGGCACAGACACAAAGACGACAAACACAGAGUAGAAAAGUCUGACAAAACACGACCUGAUGAUCACCACAGGCGCCAUUCGUCGUCAUCAUCUUCAUCAUCGCGUCACAAGUCGUCUCAUCAUAAGUCAGAACGUCGAGACAAGGAGCAUAGAAGAGACAGAACUGACGACAAAAGGGAACACAAACACAGGGAGAAGGAAUGCGGGAAAGAGACAAAAAAUGAUGUGAAAGUGAAGGACACAAAGUUAUCCCAGGAUGUGGUACUCCGGCCCCCAGAUUAAAUGUGACUUAUACCGUUUUGAAGUGACUUCAGUUUUAUUUUGAUUUGUUAUUUGUGAAAAGGAAGCUUUUCCAUUGGUAAGUUAAUAUUUAUGAUCUAAAAUUAUUGAAUUCGACUUAAAGAAGAAAAUAUGGUCUCCUGUCAAAGUUACUAUGAAAUGCAAAUAUUAAGAUUUAUUUUCCACUUUAGCGCAGAAGAGAGAUUUGAAUAAAUUAUAGUUCAAAAAUCAUGAACUGUGUCAAAAGGUAAAAAUCCUAUUGAUUGCACAUCUCUUUCGUUUCGGUUGAUAAUAAGGCCUAUUUAAACGACUUCUUUUGUGCGCAUUAAAAAAUGUCACACCCAGUUUUAGUUAAAUAAGCUUGGUUGUCUCUAAAGAUCAAUAAAAAUACGAUCUCUUAAUAUUUUCAAUCAAAAUUAAACUAAAGCUUCUUCACAAUUGAGACGGUGGCUUGUGGCAACCGCAAAUCUUGUAAAUAGUAUAGUUUAAGAUGUCUCGUGGAGGCUAAGCGAAUGAUAACAGUUGAAUGUGCAGUUCUAGAUAUUCACUAACAUUAAUUUAUUUAACUUUCAAAUAUAUCUGUCAUUCUCCUAACUGAAUGUCGUAACUAGCAUUAAGAAAUAUAUUCCAGGCGACCAAUUUUGGGUUUAAUGGCGCCAUCAAAUUAUAGUCUAUCUUUUUUGAAAAUUGAGUAAAAUGACGGUUCAUUGCGCCUAAGUGUUGCCCUCUUAUAAGCAGCUAGUGCUUGCAGUCGAUAAAUAUUUUAUCGACGUCCAUAAAUAUUUUGUCGACUAUUGACUGAAUGUUGGUUACGCUUAAGCAACAAUCAAGUCAUCAUUGUUCGUCCAAUUGCUUAGCACUGGUUCAUUUGAACUGGCAAUAUUUGUAAAUUCAUACAUACAUACUCUGCAUUUAGGACUAGACGUAUUAAAAACAUAAUGGGGCGACAUAUUAAAGUUUUUCAUUUUAUUUCAAUACAAAUAAUCAAACCCGCCUCUUUCGUUCUUCUUAAAAUGUGUAUCAAUAAAAUUUGAUAUUGAUACUAGCAAGCCCACUCUCAAAGGUAAGAAUGAAGAAGGCAGUAACGCAAUUAGUAAUCAUAAGAACGUGGUAACAUUCACAAAUCAGACAUUUUUGGCAAUAUUUUACCUUCGUUCGCAAUCUAUCGAUAAAAUUGUCGACAACGUCAUGACUAUUUUAAAUUUUAUGAAAACUGGCAACUCUGCAAAUGUCAGUUUACUCCGUCUUCAAAAACGAUAGACUAUAGACGCUUGUAGAAACGCUGCGGUGGCGUGGCAUCCGAGCGUUUGUAGUGCCCAGUUCACUAAUUGUGGCAAAAGUGGCGCGCGUGUGUCACGACAGUGGCGUUGCAAGUACGCUUCUAAAUACGGUAUGAAUUUUUCUUUCUGUAAGCGUCUAAUUUGAAGGCGCCCUAACACCUGGCAUCUUGAGCUUGAAGCGUGUCAAACUGGUUUUUUUCAAUGAGUUUUAUUCAAAAGAUACAUACAUUUCAUUGUACAUG